AUUGCCUACGACGGCAACAAUUACCUUGCUCUGAAUGAGGACCUGAGCUUCUGGACCACAGGGGAUGCAGCAGCUCAUAUCUCCAGCCUCAAGUUUGCGCAGGGAGGUGCUGCGGGUCACAGUAGGAACGACCUGGAGGGGGACUGCGGAGAGUGGCUCCACAGACACCUGGAGAACGGGAAGGACACUCUGCUGCGCGCAGACCCUCCAAAGACAUAUGUGACCCAUCACCCCAUCUCUGACCAUGAGGUCCCCCUGAGGUGCUGGGCCCUGGGCUUCUACCCUGAGGAGAUUUCACUGACCUGGCAGCAUGACAUGGAGGACCAGACCCAGGACAUGGAGCUUGUAGAGCCCGGGCCUUCAGGGAAUGGAACCUUCCAGAAAUGGGCGGCCCUAAUAGUUCCUUCUGGAGAGGAGCAGAGAUACAGGUGCCAUGUGCAGCACAAGGGGCUUCAGGAGACCCUCACGCUGAGAUGGGUACCUCCUCGGCCCUCUGUCCCCAACGUAGACAUCAUUGUUAGUCUGGGUCUACUCAUGGUCAUUGGAGUUUUGGUAACUGGAGAGUUGCACUUUAAAGAAAACUGA
Odocoileus virginianus texanus is the source of this 585-nucleotide messenger RNA. Lineage: Eukaryota; Metazoa; Chordata; Mammalia; Artiodactyla; Cervidae. The record is from RefSeq and is a predicted model, not a curated record.